GUCAACUCUACCAGCACCCUUCACAGUUUACCUCAUGCUCAGCAUCGUGAAUUAUUUCUUCAUCUCAAAGAUGGCUCUAUACUUCAGUCAGGAACCGCAUCUCCGAUUGGCCGCGGUGGCGGUGGGUACACACCAAUGGAGUCCCCUCGGAGGGCCUCUCCCGAUCUAUAGAGCCACCUCAAAAUUCCGUUUCGUUCCCAACCCACCACAGAUUAAACCGGGGGAGGGAAAAAUUCAGACAAGAGAGACAACAAGAUGCUUCACGCACGCCUUCGCCCUCUUCCUCGUCGUCACCCCUUCCCCCUCUCCUCUUCUCCCUCUGCUCCGCGCCCUGACUUUGUCGACCCUGAGGGAGACGCUGACCCGGAUGAAGAUUCCGAGGACCUCUUCGCCGCUUUUCUUCCGCACCUCUUCCCCGACGAUGCCCCCUCGUUCCACGGAGACCCUGGCCAACAUCUCCUCUACUCAUCUCCGCGCUAUGGCGACCUCGAAAUCAUGGUUCCUUCGUACCCGGAUCAGAGUGAGCGCCGCUCUGAUAACCCGGUGAACCAGGUUGAAGAGGGGCGGAAGCUCUUCGCUCAUUUCCUUUGGAGUGCGGGCAUGGUUGUUGCAGAGGGAGUGGAGAAGGCAGACAUGUUGGAAUCGAGUGGUCAACUGAGUGGAACGGAUGACGUUGCCAUGUGGAGGGUGAAGGGAGAGAACGUGUUGGAAUUAGGCGCUGGCGCCGGAUUACCAUCCGUCAUUUGUGCACUUGCCCAAGCAUCUACCGUCACUAUCACCGACCACCCCUCCUCUCCAGCCUUGUCCGGGGCGAUCGGAUUCAACAUGACGCACAAUCUACGGGCCUCGAAGAUCCCAUCCCCUACGAACGUAGCCAUCCAGCCCCACGAAUGGGGUAUCUUGGAGACCGACCCCUGGGCAGUCCAGCACAAGGGCAGUUUCACUCGGAUCGUCGCGGCAGACUGUUACUGGAUGCGGUCGCAGCAUGAGAACCUGGCGCGCACGAUGCGCUGGUUCCUGGCCCCUGAAGGACGGGUCUGGGUGGUGGCUUCGUUCCAUACCGGGCGGGCCAUCGUGGCGGGCUUUUUCGAGACGGCGUUGCAGAUGGGACUGGCGAUUGAGCGGAUCUACGAGCGGGAUUUGAGCUCGGCCCGGGAGGACGGAAGCGAGGUGCGUCGUGAAUGGAUGCCGGAGCGAGAGGGAGAGGGACCGGAGAAUCGGAAACGGUGGUGUGUGGUUGCGCUAUUGAAGAGGGGUGAAGAAGCCGUCUAGGAGGUCUGGGGAUAUCUAUCGUGUUGAUGAUUAGCAUAGCAUUAUAGACAGCGAUUAAAGACCAAGAAGCA
Messenger RNA from Aspergillus ibericus CBS 121593, 1343 nucleotides. RefSeq names its product putative nicotinamide N-methyltransferase. Lineage: Eukaryota; Fungi; Ascomycota; Eurotiomycetes; Eurotiales; Aspergillaceae. The transcript has 2 exons. Gene Ontology annotation, biological process: peptidyl-lysine dimethylation. Gene Ontology annotation, molecular function: protein-lysine N-methyltransferase activity. The record is from RefSeq and is a predicted model, not a curated record. Bases 256 to 1272 code for a protein of 338 amino acids.